Messenger RNA from Babjeviella inositovora NRRL Y-12698, 3248 nucleotides. RefSeq names its product Cnh1p (gene CNH1). Gene Ontology annotation, molecular function: sodium:proton antiporter activity. The coding region runs from base 395 to 3100 and encodes 901 amino acids. The record is from RefSeq and is a predicted model, not a curated record. The transcript has a single exon. Gene Ontology annotation, biological process: regulation of membrane potential; intracellular potassium ion homeostasis; proton export across plasma membrane. NCBI's taxonomy places the organism in Eukaryota, Fungi, Ascomycota, Pichiomycetes, Serinales. Gene Ontology annotation, cellular component: plasma membrane.
CGAUUGAAGCUUUUAUUCUUUCGCUGGUUCGCAUAUUCACAUCCCACGGUUGGAGUCUACAGUACCACCAAAGCAAUCAAACUAGACUCGCGUUUAAGGUCUUGAAUCAUAUCUGUCACACGCACAGCAUCGCUCAGACCACAUUUCAGACAACCCAGUUGCUGAAACCAUCACUGAUUCCAUUUGCAAGUUUUGCUGCACAUUUGGUAAUCAACCCACGGAUCUGAUUGCUAGAAAAAAAAAUCGACAUACUCCACGUGUCAAGUUAUUUCGGUCUAAACUCGGGUCUGAAAUUUUUGAACCUGAAUGUGGAAUCCCCCCUCAAACCUGAUUAUCAUCUCUGGUUAUUGUCUUAUCCAACCGUUUUCUCAGUUUCUGGCCGCUUUAAUUUCCCAUGGUUUGGAGCCAACUUGAUGUCGACCAGGCGCAUAUUGCGUACGCGGUCAUUGGCGUGUUCACCACGCUCUUCUCACUCUGCUCACUCUUUGUGAAAGAAAAACUCUACAUCGGUGAGGCCACGAUUGCCGCCAUCUGCGGCUUGAUCGUCGGUCCGCACUGCCUCAACUGGCUUGACCCCGCCACCUGGGGCAAUUCAGAUUACAUCACGCUCGAGAUCUCGCGGAUCGUCUUGGUGGUGCAGAUUUUCGCCGUUGCCGUCGAAUUGCCCAAGAAGUACAUGCUCAAGCACUGGCUCUCGGUGUUUCUCUUGCUUGUGCCCGUCAUGACCGUUGGGUGGUUGAUGGUGGGCUUGUUCAUCUGGAUCCUUAUUCCCGGCAUGAACUUCUCCCACUCGCUCUUGGUCUCCGCCUGCGUCACCGCUACCGAUCCUGUCUUGGCCGCGGCCGUUGUGGGUAAGGGCAAAUUCGCCCGUAGGGUGCCAGGCCACUUGCGUAACAUCCUUUCCGCAGAGUCCGGAUGUAACGAUGGGAUGGCGUUUCCGUUCAUCUUCCUCUCGUUAUUCUUGAUUGUACAUGAGGGAAACGCCGGUGAAAUCAUCAAGGACUGGGUCUGUCUCACCAUCUUGUACGAGUGCAUCUUUGGGUGCGUUCUUGGUGCGAUUCUCGGCUACUGUGGCCGCCACGCGAUCAAGUUUGCGGAGCGCAAGGAGUUGAUCGACCGCGAGUCGUUCCUCGCGUUCUACAUCGUAAUGGCGGUUCUCUGUGCCGGGUUUGGCUCCAUCCUUGGAGUCGAUGAUUUGCUUGUAUCCUUUGCGGCCGGCGCUGCGUUCGCGUGGGAUGGCUGGUUUGCCCGCAAGACGGAGGAGUCGCAAGUCUCCACCGUCAUCGAUUUGUUGCUCAACUUGACGUACUUUGUCUACUUCGGUGCCAUUAUUCCGUGGGAACAGUACAACAACCCUGUGCUCGGGCUCGACGUGUGGCGUCUUGUGAUCCUUGCGUUUGUCAUCAUCUUCUUGAGACGCAUUCCUGCAGUCAUGGCGUUAAAACCAUUCAUCCCCGACAUCAAGACCUGGCGAGAGGCGUUGUUCUGUGGCCACUUUGGUCCGGUGGGGGUGGGGGCUGUUUUUGCCGCCAUUCUCAGCCGAAAGGAGCUCGAGCACUAUGCGGGCUACCACGACGUCCCGUUGGCUGUGCUCCCGGCUCCCGGUCAGGAGUACUACCAGCUCAUCCAGGUGAUUUGGCCGAUUGUCACCUUUGUGAUCAUCACCUCUAUCGUUGUCCACGGCUCGUCCGUCGCGGUGCUCACCUUGGGGCGCCACUUGAACACGAUGGUCAUCACCAUGUCGUUCACCAAGACGGGCGACGCAGAGGGCAGCUCCCAGAGCUGGUUGGCCAGAUUGCCAAAGAUAGACACCACUGGCAUGCCUUUCUCGUUGCAACGUGUGGAUACAAACAUGACCAAGGUUGACGGUGUGCCUUUGCUGCAUACUAAUACCGUAGAGACCAGCGGGGUGCCUGUGAAGCCGGCUGGCGGGAUGGCCAGAAAGAAGCGCUCCAAGAAAAAGGUGACCAAGAAAAAGCAUCGUGAGGCAAAGGAGGCCGAGGUGAUUGAUUUGGGCGCCAAACACAGAGCGCCUGAGGCCGAAGAUGGGCCUCUCGAGAAGACUGGGUCCUCCAACUCUGAAACGCUAGGCCAGACGCCAGUGGACGAGCUCACAGAGGAAGCCUUGGAAGUGGACUCCGAUGGGCACGUGAGAAAGCCAACCACCGUGUACCAGGAAGGGUCUACGGUGCUCAUUGAAGACCAGCACGGUGAGAUCUUGGAGACCCUCAAAGUGUCCCAGUCGCGCGAAACCGCCGACGAAGAGCGCUCCCGCAACCGUCGCAAACGUGCCGGCACUAUUGGGUCUGGCUUGUCUCCAACCGCCUCGGCCAACUCCGAGAGCCAAUCCGUUGGUGACGUCUCUGUCCACAGUUUCUCGUCAUUGAGAAGACGCAUUUCGCAGUUCUCGGAGGUGUCCGAGUCCUCAAGCUCCCUGCUCAAGUACAACUCCCGUGCCAAGCAUAAAACGUCCAAGGUUCUCAUUAACAAGGGUACUAAAAAGAAGGUGUAUGCGUUCAAGCUAGACAAUAACAUCAUCAUUGAGAACGAGGAGGGAGAGAUUGUGAGAAGAUACAAGAUCAACCCGCAUGCCGAUGUUCCGCCAGGUGAUAACGUUCCUGUUGGCAGAAAUCGAUCGUCGUCUAUAGUGAACAGAGCGUUGUCGAUGGUUGGGUUGAAACAGAUCGACCCUCAGGCUCCGACUCCGGUGGUGCCAUUGGUGACCAAACCAGACACCGAAAAGGCCCAGGCCACAAAUGGUUUCUUCAUCCCAGGUGACGAUGAACGCUCCGACGCCUCUUCGGUUCCGUCCCAGCGGUUGGAGGAUAAGUUAGUGGGUUUAUUGAGUCUGGAAGAAAAGACCAAGUUGGCCGGUGCCCAGCUCCAGCAGCAGCAACCACCGAUGGUUGAGAUUUUGGAGGAAGACUCGUCGCUGGAGAGCGAUGAGGAUGAGGAGGAUGAGGAGACUGCGGUGGAGAGAGCCAGACGGUUGACUGCCUUGGGCGAAUACUCUGCGCCCAGAGAUGACGAUGACGAGGAGGAGUUGGUACCUACCAGUACCAUCAGGGGCUCUUCCCCUAGAAGACGGAGUAAGAAAUAAGAUUGUUUGGUUAUUGUGUUUCAAAACAACUGUUCCGAGUUCUCUCAUCCCCGUUAUGUGUCUUUCUAUAUUUAACAUCUAUCCCAAAAAAAAUGUCCCCUCGUACCUCUUAUCUCUAUAUUUAAUACCCAUAGGAUUACAAAAUCGA